UGCUGAAGGCCUGUUUCCUAGGCUACAAACGGGGGACUAGUUCCUUAUUCUAUGCCUAGGGGAAAGUCCCCGGACCAAUGGCAGAGAGUGCCACGUGCGCGCGCACGGAGACUUCCCCUGCUUCUCACGUUAAAGUCCGCCAAGAAGCGACCCCGUGUAGGGCGAGCUGAGCGGCGUGUUGCAGGGGCGUCAUCAGUCAGCUCUUACAGUUACGCAGGCAGUGCGCUUCUGCGCGCUAACCACACGGGGCUCAUUCUCAGUGCGGCUGUUCAUUUUUAGAAAUGCCUAACCUUGGGGUGCUACUAUGGCUUCCAGUGGGAUCGGCGUGAGCGCCCCAGCCAGGGCAAAUGAAGCUCCCGAAAUUCCGGACAAAGUGGGAGAUUGGCUUCGGGGCGUCUACCGCUUCGCCACCGACAGUGACUCUGCCACCACCAGUACUGGAGAUGCUGAGCUGUGGGUGCCAAGCCCAGGGAGGGAUGAGAGUAAAAGGGGCCUGCAGCAGCUAACAGGUCAUAAACCAGACAGACCCCUCGGUGCAGGACUCGCAGACUCAGCUCCCACAUCAGCAGUCAUGAUGAGCAGUGGUAACAAUUGCACUUUGGAACUGCUAGCACCCGGAAUCCCCUCCAUUAGCGGGGCCUGGGGACUGUGGACCCUCUUAGGGGCUGUGAUGUUGCUGCUUCUCAUCUCACUGGCUGCACAUUUGUGCCGAUGGACGAGUGGCGGAAGCAGGAGCCAUCCAGGACUGGGACACUCUGGAGGGUCUUUGGAAGAGGUCCCCCUAUAUGGGAACCUGCAUUAUCUUCAGACUGGUCGGCUGUCUCAGGAACCGGGGCCAGAUCAGCAGGAUCCAACACCUAGAGGCCCCAGCACGGCUGCAGAGGAACCGAUGUGCUAUACCAGCCUGCAGUUGCGGCCUUCUCAGGGCCGUAUCCCCAGCCCUGGAACCCCUAUUAAGUACUCAGAGGUGGUGCUGGAUUCAGAGCCAAAGCCCCAGGCCUCAGGCCCUGAGCCUGAGCUCUACGCCUCAGUGUGUGCCCAAACUCGCAGAGCACGGGCUUCCUUCCCAGACCAGGCUUAUGCCAACAGCCAGCCUGCACCCAGCUGAGAUGGAGGGCCUGGCAGAGUGCAACAAGCAUCGCCCCAGCCUCCUCUGUUGCAGGGGCUACUGCUACCCUGUCCCUGGCAUGACUGUUUCCCAGCACCCUGCCCCCUGCCCCCGCCAAAGACAUGCAGCCAUUGCCCAGUCACAGGAGGUACCAUUCCCCAAACUUCCUAUCUGAGCUAUGAGGGAUGCAUCUCAGGGGAACAGUAAGCAGGUCCCCAGUUUCUUGGGGAUGAAGGAAACAAAGGUAGUGGCCCCCUUUCAUCCACCUCUCCCCAUCUAUUCCUCUAAUGCCCCAAGCUCCCUAGGUUCUCACUUCCUCCUUCUUGUGGAUUUUAAGCAGAUCCUCGCCACUCCCCCUCCCUUAAAGUCUACCCCUAACACUUGUGUCCCUUCAGACACAAGAAGUGGGCAGUGGUGGAAGGGGGGAACAGCCUGAGAGGACAAGGAUGGGUAUACUUGUUAGGAGCCCAUGGUCUAGAGGGAUCCUGGAACCUAGUGACAUGAGGAACCCAAGCCUGGCUUCUUAUCUGAGAACACUGGCAGGAAAAUACCAGUCCACAUCCUGCUGCCUCUGUCGUGUCCCCAGGUUUUCAAAUAAAACUUCUAUGUCUCAGAAA
This is a messenger RNA of Suricata suricatta (meerkat), 1725 nucleotides long. RefSeq names its product signaling threshold regulating transmembrane adaptor 1 (gene SIT1). Gene Ontology annotation, molecular function: kinase binding. Gene Ontology annotation, biological process: signal transduction; regulation of T cell activation; T cell homeostasis. The transcript has 6 exons. The record is from RefSeq and is a predicted model, not a curated record. The coding region runs from base 305 to 1108 and encodes 267 amino acids. Gene Ontology annotation, cellular component: plasma membrane; mitochondrial outer membrane translocase complex. Lineage: Eukaryota; Metazoa; Chordata; Mammalia; Carnivora; Herpestidae.